Astrephomene gubernaculifera is the source of this 1536-nucleotide messenger RNA. The record is from the annotation of a GenBank genome assembly. NCBI's taxonomy places the organism in Eukaryota, Viridiplantae, Chlorophyta, Chlorophyceae, Chlamydomonadales, Astrephomenaceae.
UAGUGCAUACUUACUGCUCCACGGCUCCUUCACGUUGCCCGAUUAUCGACUCCCAGCCGGAUCUGUUAGGGACUUCGUUUGGGAAUCGCGCUGCCGCGCACCGGUAAGCAUGUCGGACAACGAGAUGGAGGUGGAGGAGCAGCAGGAGGAGCAGCAGGCUGGGCCUAGCAAGCGGGGCAACAAGUCAGGCAAGCGCUUCGAGAUUAAGAAGUGGAACGCUGUGGCGAUGUGGAGCUGGGCGAUUUGCACCGAUACAUGCGCCAUCUGCCGUAACAACCUCUACGAGCCCAGCAUUGAGUACCAAGCAAACCCAACUGGAGACCCAGAUCACCCCGGCCUGAGCAUUGCAUGGGGAGUCUGCGGGCAUGUCUUCCACCUGGACUGCAUUCAGCGAUGGCUCAAAACGCGUAGCGCCUGCCCGCUAUGCAACAAAGAGUGGGAGUUUGCGAAGAUUGAGAAAAUCCUACCGGGAGGCGGUGCGAUGGGCCUAGAGUGAGACAACUGCGUGGUGUGUUUGUGCGUGUGUGUGUUACACGUCUGUUACGAAUUUGUUUUCCCAAUCGUGGGGGUUGCAGGCAUGGGAAGUAUAGGGGAAGGGGGUAGGAGGGUUUCUGGGUAGGAGAUGCCGUUAGUUGUAAGCGCCUCUGAAUGCUAGAUAGGGGUAUACGUUAGGCUGGUUGAGCAAGCGCAUGCACCGCUGGAUGGGUGUGAUAUCAGCCAACAGCCCUAAGGACGUAAGUUGGACUAGGUGGGCUAGGUACGGGCUUAGGGAGCGAGGAGCUGGGUAGAGCAGGAGGAAUGUGUUGGGCCAGGAAGCUGCUAACGCAGGCACUGCUGCAAGCGCUGCUGCUGGUGGUGCUCGAUGGUGGUGCUGCAGGGCCCAUCCGAAGGUUGCAUGCGUCUGGGUACAUAGGGGGGAUUAGCGAGGUGAGGGGGCAGCGGAGGAGGAGCCGCACAACCACGCGUCCUAGCCCCGGAACGGGAAGUCCGCUCUACGUUUGCGUGUGUGGGGUUGUGUUGGCUGGCAUACUAUCGUUCGGGGGGCCGCUCGUGUUUUGCAGUGUUGGAUAGGCCGUUCCUAGGCGGCUUGGUCGUUCUGGAUUCGCGAGGUAGUGCGCUGCUGCCCGUUGCUGAGGCACAUCCUCAUACGUUUAUCGGUAGCUGUAUUCUGAGCGGUUGUGCCUGCUGGCGUUUCUUCGCACGGCUUGCUCUGCGCUGUACGUCCCUCAUAGGGACCCGUCGUGGGACCAAGAAGGACGGGACAAGGGCUCUCGGGGCAAGGGGGCCCCCGCGGCCCGCGCUGACGCGUGUUGCUGUGGUUCCUUCGCCUUGCGUCCUAAUGUGGGCAUGUGGUGAUGGUCUGCUGUGCGGCACGUCACUCGCUGGGUGGCUAGCAGACCAGGUGUUGAUUGGACAUGCGGCAUGCUGAGGAUGGCACGUUGAACAGGCGAGAGACUUCAUGACGUGCGUGCCGUGCGGGGUGCGUGUUAACAGAUGCGUGGUAUCAAAACUGGCCGCGAGUGUGCGGCUGCCGGG